Messenger RNA from Pygoscelis adeliae (Adelie penguin), 1334 nucleotides. RefSeq names its product UTP3, small subunit (SSU) processome component, homolog (S. cerevisiae) (gene UTP3). Gene Ontology annotation, cellular component: small-subunit processome; nucleolus. The record is from RefSeq and is a predicted model, not a curated record. The coding region runs from base 3 to 1262 and encodes 419 amino acids. NCBI's taxonomy places the organism in Eukaryota, Metazoa, Chordata, Aves, Sphenisciformes, Spheniscidae. Gene Ontology annotation, biological process: maturation of SSU-rRNA from tricistronic rRNA transcript (SSU-rRNA, 5.8S rRNA, LSU-rRNA). The transcript has a single exon.
ACAUGGAUCACAGUGCAGAAGAGGAGGGAGAAGGUGAGGAGGAUGAGGGUGGAGAAGGUGAAGAGGAGGAGAAAGAUGAGGUUGACGAUGAAGAUGGGGACCUGUCUAUGGAAAGUGACUUGGAGGAGCGCCGUCAGGACACCAAGCUUCCCCAUGAGCUCUCCUGGGGCCAACGCAAGCAGCUCUACUACGACACUGACUACGGGAGCGAUGCCCAGGCCAAAGGCAAACGUAGCCAGCAAGAGGUCGAUGCUGAGGAGGAGGAAGAGGAGCAGGAGGCUCAAGUCAUCCAGAGGCGGUUGGUGCAGGACUUAGGGGAAGAUGAUUACGGGCUGGAUGUGAUCCAGGGUUAUCUGGCUGAGCAGCAGAAAACCCACGACAGCAAGGGGCAGAAAAUUGACAAAGAUUUGCAGGCCCUUUCCAAGAAGGAGCAGCUGAAGCUACUGAAGCAGGAGUCCCCUGAGCUCCUGCAGCUGAUUGAGGACUUUGAAGUCAAGCUAAUGGAGCUCAAGGAUGAACUGCACCCGCUGCUGCAAAUGGUCAAAAAUGGCACUAUCCCGCAAGGGAAAGGCAGUCGCUAUUUGCAGACCAAGUAUCAUCUCUACUUGAAUUACUGUGCCAAUAUCAGUUUCUAUUUGGUUUUGAAGUCCAAGAGGAUGCCGGUUCAUAGUCACCCCGUUAUUGAACGGCUCGUUGCUUAUAGAAAUAUAAUCAAUGACCUAGCUGUUAUAGAUCAAAAGUUAUCCUCGCAAGUUCGUAUGCUUUUGAAAAACUAUUAUGAUAAGAAGGAAGAUAAAUUACGGAAGGAGAAGAAGUUUGAGGUGUUUCUCACACUGGAUGUUAAGAAAAACAAACCAAAACGUGCUCCUGUACUUGCUAACGACCGGACUACUGCUGAUGCAGAUGAGUCGGACCUGGAUGAAGAGGCUGCCCUAAAAUACUAUAAGAUGGUGGAGGAGAAGUUGAAACUCAAGAGGAAGAGAACUGAAGACCAAGACACGCUUGAAGAAGAAGCGGUGUUGGAAGGAGAGGAUCCAAAUAAAAAGAGAGGUGUGACCUAUCAGAUGAUCAAGAACAAGGGCCUCACACCCAGAAGGAAGAAGAUUGAUCGCAACCCCAGGGUCAAGCAUCGGGAGAAGUUUCGGCGAGCUAAGAUUCGCCGCAAGGGCCAGGUCCGUGAAGUUCGGAGGGAAUUGCACAGAUAUGCCGGGGAACUCUCUGGCAUUCGCGCGGGAGUUAAGAAAAGCAGGAAGCUUCAAUGAUACUUAUUUUUCUCUGUUUCUGAGAGCUGCGAGUAGCACUACUGAAUCCAAUAAAAAUUUUAUAAAAGACAA